Messenger RNA from Saxophila tyrrhenica, 1926 nucleotides. It is a transcript of the gene GRC3, whose product is annotated as Polynucleotide 5'-hydroxyl-kinase grc3. The coding region runs from base 1 to 1926 and encodes 641 amino acids. Gene Ontology annotation, molecular function: polynucleotide 5'-hydroxyl-kinase activity. Gene Ontology annotation, biological process: cleavage in ITS2 between 5.8S rRNA and LSU-rRNA of tricistronic rRNA transcript (SSU-rRNA, 5.8S rRNA, LSU-rRNA). The record is from RefSeq and is a predicted model, not a curated record. Gene Ontology annotation, cellular component: nucleus. NCBI's taxonomy places the organism in Eukaryota, Fungi, Ascomycota, Dothideomycetes, Mycosphaerellales, Extremaceae. The transcript is spliced from 2 exons.
AUGGCUCAGAAACGGAAGGCGCAGGAAGCGUUCGGUGUUGGGAAGGCACCGCUGAGUGCUUUCGCCGCCGCCAAACUCGCAAGGUCGAAAACGGCAUCGAAAACAUCAAACGAAGAGAAUUUAAAUGGCAACGACGAGACUACAACACGAUCGCUGGACUCGGCAGAAGCCUACAUCGACCCAGACCGUGCGAGGCUCCUUGCCAGCGCACAUGAUGAAGAAGACGAUGUCAUCCCGCCGCCACUCCCUAGGCUUGCGCCAGUACAACUAUCUUCUUUCCAGCCAGGCCCGGACAAUGUGACCUGCGACUUGGACGACUGCUGGUCCGUGGCUCUACAAUGCGACGAGACUGUCACACUCGUUGGCGAAUGUGAGAUCGUAGUGACACGUGGCGUGGCUACCACCUACGGAACAGUGCUGCGACCUGGCUCUAUACCGACUGUUGAUCUCUUCGCCCCGAGUACCCAAGCUCUGCCUGUACUGCAGGCCAGACAGGAUGGUACGGAAGUGUGCUUCAACCCUACAAAGAAUGGCCCAAAUGCACGCACCAAGUCCGGCUUGCGGAAACUUGAGAAGCUGUCACCACUAUUCCGCAACAUCUGGGGAACAGGUCCCAAGGAGCGGUCAUUUGCCUUCCUACGCUCUACGGCAGAUGAUGAGCUCCAGCGGUCAUUGGCGGUUCUUGAGAUCGAUAGGGACACCGACGCUGUACUGCGGACGCUCAGCGCAAAGACGGUGCAAGAGCCUCGGAGGCCACGCAUACUGACAGUAGGCGCGAAAGCGUCCGGCAAAUCGACCUUCAACCGCCUACUCUGCAACCAGCUGCUGAGCUGGACAACUCUACCUUGUUGCCAGUACUUAGACAUAGAUCCUGGACAACCAGAGUUUGGACCUCCUGGCGUCAUCUCGCUGGUCGAAGUCUCGACACCUCUACUUGGCCCUCCGUUUACACAUCCUGCCUCAACACUAUCGCCUGACUGGAGACUGAUACGAGCACAUGCUAUUGCCGCGACAUCAUUCAAGGACGAUCCGGAGCAUUACAAAGCAUGUGUACUGGAUUUGGUCCAGCAUGUCGAGAAGAAAUGGCCGCUAAUCAUCAACACCUGCGGCUGGGUCACUGGUCUCGGCGCCAGCGUCCUCACAGACCUAGCUGAAGACCUCGAUAUCAGCGACAUCGUUCUGAUGGAUCCAAUCGACAGUGUCCUCUCGGAAGCACUUCAGAGCAGCAGCCCUUCCGCUGCGUUACACAGAAUAGCCAGAAGACCACCACGACCCUCAUCCCGAACGCCCGCAGAGCAACGAGCAAUGCAAACAAUGGCCUACUUCCACUCCCGCAUCGGCGUGGAGUCAGCCAGAACCACCUGGCGCAGCAAACCCAUCAACCGCCUCCGACCAUGGGUCGUCAACUACGCAGAAACCAACCCCGGCUUCCUCGCAGCAAUGUCAUACGGCCAAAGCCCAGCCCCCGACUUCCUCUGCGAAGUCCUCGACGGCUCCGUCGUCGCCCUAAACGCCGUCGACGACACCCUCGCAUCCGACCUCGAAGACCGCCUCGAACGUACACCAGAAGGCCUCCCCUACCUCCCACCAGACGACCAAGGCGUCAGCUUCCCACUCCCACCGUCCCAAAGCGACUGGGUCGGCCUCGCGCUCAUCCGCGGCAUCGAUACCGCGAACAAGCAGUUGCAUCUCAUCACGCCAAUACCGGAGAAUCAUAUCGAAUACUUGGCGAAUAGGAAAGUGGUGCUAGUGCGUGGUGGGUUUGAUCCGCCUGAGUGGGCGUAUCUGGAGGACUUGUAUAAAGAUGAUAUUGGGCCAGGACAGGUGGAGCGGCCGUGGGUGAGCAGGAAGGCGUUGGUGGGCGUUGAGGGGGCGGUGUGGAGGCUGAGGCAUCCGCCUAUGGCGGGCGCUGUUAUGAGAACGUGA